Messenger RNA from Hypanus sabinus (Atlantic stingray), 3461 nucleotides. RefSeq names its product osteomodulin (gene omd). The transcript has 2 exons. NCBI's taxonomy places the organism in Eukaryota, Metazoa, Chordata, Chondrichthyes, Myliobatiformes, Dasyatidae. Bases 1 to 1122 code for a protein of 373 amino acids. The record is from RefSeq and is a predicted model, not a curated record. Gene Ontology annotation, molecular function: protein binding.
AUGGCCUUCAUCACAAGGCUGACAAUUUUCAUACUUCUCUUCGGUGUAAAUAUUCUUUGUCAAGAUGCCAAUUAUCUGUCUUCACAACAACAUCAACGAAGCAUUCGUACACCCAUAGAUUUUGAACUAUAUAGAUCAUUUCCCAGAGAGUGUGCUCCUGAAUGUCGGUGUGUACCAUCAUUUCCUUUGGCUAUGUACUGUGAUAAUCGAAAACUCACAAAUAUUCCCAAUAUUCCACCGCAUGUGAGAUAUCUUUUCCUUCAGUUCAAUGAAAUAGAAAGUGUUCCAGAAAAUGCUUUUGUUAAUGCAACAUUGCUUCAAGAAAUUAAUUUAAGUCGCAAUAAAUUGAAGUCUUCCAAGAUCGCCAAAGGUGUUUUUGGCAAACUCAAACAUCUGAUUACUCUUAACCUAGCAUACAACAAACUUGAAGAAAUCCCAGCUCCACUACCUAACAGUCUUGAAAGACUUUCUUUGGGUUUCAACAAAAUUACUAAACUACCUGCUGAAACUAUACGAUCAUUGAUAAAUGUUACAAUUUUGGAUCUUGGUAAUAACCGACUCCCUGAUGGUGCAGUCAAGGGAAAUCAGCUUGGGAAAAUGAAGAGUCUCCUACAGUUAAACCUGCGCAGUAACAAACUCAAAUCCAUGCCUGGAGACCUUCCAGCUUCUCUACUACAACUUUCAGUUGAAAACAACUCUAUAUCGUCCAUCCCAGCAAAUUACUUCAGAAAAACUCCAAAUCUCAUUUCAUUAAGGAUGGCACGCAAUAAGCUUAAACAAGUUCCAUAUGGCGUGUUCAACCUCUCAAAACUAAUGGAACUGAAUCUAGGUCACAACCAACUGACUAAAACUUUCUACGUUUCAAGAAAUCUAGAACACCUGUAUCUGAACAAUAAUGACUUUACAACGCUUAAUGUUACCUUGAUGUGUCCUACAACCGACAUAAUGAAUCCAAACCAUCUGACCUAUAUUCGGCUUGAGAAAAAUAAGCUGCGAGGCCCUUUAAAUACAUAUAUCUAUGCCUGUUUUCCUCGUCUUCGAAACUUUGUUUUUGGUGAACAGGAUACUAUACCAGUUGUUGAAACCCAAGAAGCACCUGAAUUGGCUGGAACACCAAUUUGAAAAUCAGAUCAUUGAAUUAAUUACUAAUUAUAAUCUAUAUUAUGCACUAACAACUUCCAAAACAUAGUAUGAAGCUACUUUUUCUACUACAUAUAAGCUACUUAAGCAAAAAUGUAUAAUUCUUAUUGUUUAAUUUCUCCAUUGUCUAAUUACUUCAAAUUGUCUCAAAAAUCAUGACAAGUGAAUACAAGUGCAAUCAUUUAACUCUUAUUUUCAAGUAAUUUUUCAAAUUAAGCAUUUGGCAAAAAUUCAAUUAAGAGUUAAAUGAAAAAGUUACCAGUGCUCAAGAUCAUGUCCUUUAUAUUUAUGAAAUUUAUGCUCUCAUCCCUUCUCCUUCUUCCCAGAAACAAGAUAACUUUCAUUCUCAUCAUCUUUUAUCCAACCACCAUGUAAAUUUAAUGAAUCAAUCCACAUCAUUUCUGACCCAUCUACAAUGUGAUGAAAUUCCAUAGGCAUGUUCUAAUCUCUUCCCUUUAUAACCUGAAAAAAACUCUUCUUCCCUCUCUACAGAUGUUCCCUGACCCGCUGAGUAUUUCCAGCAUUAUUUUUUUUUAUUUCAGGAAAAAGACAUUCAUCUUUAUUAGAUGGGACAUCAUCAGAUAAAUAUUAAAUGUGCAAUGCCACUAGAUUUCAAGAUUCAUGAAGAAACAGUAUUACCUACUCUCAGAACUUAACUUUGCAACUUCUGAUCUCAUCUUACAGUAGAUCUAUGCACAAUGCAACUAAUACUGAACCAGGAGAAGUGUUCCAAAAAAAAGUCAAUGACAUAUAUUCUAGUUCUUAUUUGUAAUUAUUAUACCAGUGAUACUCAAAUUAUCAAAGUAAUCUUGAAUAUAACAUGAACAUUACUGAUUAAGGAAAGAUUGAUGGUCAAGUAAAUAAAUAGCAAGGUUGCUCAUAAAUAUAAAAAACCAAGUCAAAAUCAUUGAAAUAGGUGGAGAGAACAAUUGUUGCAGGGGAAUAAUUAUGUCCAAGUCAACCACCAACCUACACAUUAACCAAAGAUAGUCUUCCACUCUAAAUAUCCAAUAUCACACCUCUCUUGCAGUUUUACCUAUGCCAGCCCCUUGCUCAUUUUUAUCCAUGUACAACUGUUCUCAAAUACUUGACUAUACAAUACAGCAUUCAUCCGCAAUAAGUGAAUGAUAAUAUUGUGAAGUCAACAUGUUUAAAAAACUUUAUCUUUAGGGUUUCUUUAGAAUAUCUGAGUAAAUCUAAUUGAAAAGCUUAAACACUUGCAUAAAAAGCAGUAUUCAUUAUACCAUAAGAUGUAGGAGCAGAAUUAGGCCAUUUGGCCCAUUGCGUCAUCUCCGCCGUUUCAUCAUGGCUGAUCCAAUUUUCUUCUCAACCCCUUCAUGAAAGAACCUUUCUUCUUAUAACACACUCAUCAAUCAUUUCCUCUUUAAAAUCCAAUGACUGACAUAUCUAAAUCAUUCCAUCAUUGACAACUAUAACAGAUAAUCACUUUCUCAAAAAAGGAAGAUUGAGUUAACAAUCCAACAUCUGAGAUGAAGUUCUGUAGGAUUAAAUACUCAUAUUGAUGUUACUGAUUUUAAUUCUCAAGAUCUUUUUGUUAUUAUUAAGCCUAUUUCUUGAAAUAUUAUAGCUAAGUAUGACAUUUUCAAUGUGACACUCAAAUGGAUAAUUUUGUCCGCAAGGAACAAGAGGGUAUGAUUACAUACAUAUGCCUUUGUAUCCAACUGUAAUAUCUUUAUUUACUAAUGUAUUGCAUAUUUUCUCAUAGCUAUCACUAUAUAUCAUCAACAAAGUAAGCAUUUUCCUCGCAAAGAUGGAAGACCCAUUCAUAUUCCUUCAACAAUUUUAUUUUAACAAAUAAAAUGUAUAGUAAACAUGCUAAAAUUUCAAAAAAGUCAUAACCAUUUUGAGACAAACAUUGACAGAAUACAUGCCAGGAAGAGAAAAAAUGACUAUGUAUGUAUAUUGCCUUUGAGAAUCUUAGUACUUCAGCUCUUUGUAAAGUAAUACUGUACUUCCACCAAGGCAAAUGGAAAUAGGUGAAGAAAGGGACAGUGAAGAAAAUGCAAUGCAAACGACAAUUGGUAGACUUUGAAAAAGGGACAGGAUGAAGCAAGUGGGUAUAGUAUGUCAGUCAAAGAAGAGGUAGGAUGGAAGGGAACUGGUGAAUUUAGUAUACAUAUACAAUUAAUUUGAAAUGGUGAAUAGAUAGCCACCUUAGUAUGAACUCUGUCAAUUUAAUUCACAUCUUAUGUAAUAAGGAAAUGGCACAUGUAUUAGAUAGAGCAAAUGUUAACAACUAAGCAAUAGUAAAAAUAUUUACUCCAAAAUUAAAGCUAUAUCUUGGUAUUUAACUGACGAUG